Messenger RNA from Aquila chrysaetos chrysaetos, 855 nucleotides. RefSeq names its product acid-sensing ion channel 1C-like. NCBI's taxonomy places the organism in Eukaryota, Metazoa, Chordata, Aves, Accipitriformes, Accipitridae. Bases 1 to 714 code for a protein of 237 amino acids. Gene Ontology annotation, molecular function: ligand-gated sodium channel activity. The transcript has a single exon. Gene Ontology annotation, cellular component: membrane. Gene Ontology annotation, biological process: sodium ion transmembrane transport. The record is from RefSeq and is a predicted model, not a curated record.
AUGCCGCUGCCCCUUGCCUGCUGCCAGGACAGGGAAGCCCUGGCGGUGGCUCGGGACGGCGGCGCUGCCCAGCUCACCGUUGGCAUCCUGCGGGCCACCAGGAUCCCCGGGCUGCACUACAUGUGCACCCGGCCGCAGUCCCGCCUGCGCCGCCUGCUCUGGAGCCUGGCCUUCCUGGCCUCCGCCGGGCUGCUGGCCACCGGCGCCACUGACCGCCUGCACCACCUGCUCUCGCACCCCGUGCACACCCGUGCACGCCUCGCCUGGGCCUCCCAGCUCCGCUUCCCGGCCGUCACCCUCUGCAACCCCAACCGGGCACGCUUCCUGCACCUCACCAGGCCCGACCUCUACUCGGUGGGGCAGUGGCUGGGGCUGGCCCAGGAGAACCGCUCGCUGGUGCCCGAGAUGCUGGCCGUGCUGGGGGAGGACCGGCGCGCGUGGCUGACGCGUCUUGCCAACUAUUCGCGCUUCUUGCCGCCCCGCCGCUCUGAGCGCACCAUGCAGAGCUUCUUCCACCGCCUGGGCCACCAGAUCGAGGACAUGCUGGUGGAGUGCCGCUUUCAGGGAGAGCGCUGUGGCCCCCAGCACUUUGACCCCGUGAGACCCCACCUGGCAGGGGCCGGACAGCUGGGCUGCCCUAUGAGUGCUGGGAGCGAUGCCUCACACCCCCCCAGCAAGGGUGGAGGGGUGGCAGUGUGUGUGUGGGAGGCUUAGAUGAGCCCUUCCAAGGGCCAUGUGAGACUGUUUCCGCCCCCAGUGCCUCCAUGGGAUUGGAGAGGGGUCCCUGGACCUCAUCCUGCUUGCAGAAUGCCCUGCCAGAUCCCUGCCUGCUCCCUCACCGCCCCGCUUUCUCCA